This is a messenger RNA of Phytophthora infestans T30-4, 441 nucleotides long. RefSeq lists its product as uncharacterized. The coding region runs from base 1 to 441 and encodes 146 amino acids. The record is from RefSeq and is a predicted model, not a curated record. The transcript has 2 exons. NCBI's taxonomy places the organism in Eukaryota, Oomycota, Peronosporomycetes, Peronosporales, Peronosporaceae.
AUGGCAACCAAGUCACAUCAGUACGAAGCUGAUGGGGACACAGUGAUGAAGUCUGUAAAUCAACCGGUAUUCGAGUUCGUCAAGGCGCCGUGGUUGAACGACUGGAGUCAUGAUGCAUUGGUCAAAUGGAACCAAGCACGUGACCAGUACGAGGAAACUAUUCGGCAACGCUGUUUUGAGAGUCGUGAACGACCCGAGACCGUGAUGAAACCAGUAAAAUCCUCAAUCGACCGGAAGUUGCUGGAGGUGGUAUGCCUCUACGAGUUACGGAAGGCUGUGGAUAACGUCAGCAGUGAGGAGCUCCUCAUGCUGAUUAAGCAGCGCAUUGGUACUGUAAAGAACGAGCAGAUCCCCGACUUGGACGAGUUGUUCAAGAAGAAGCUGAAGAUCGACUUGGCAGAAGAUGAUAUCGAUGCUCGUAGGGUUUUGCUGAUCGUAUGA